Molecule: messenger RNA, 1251 nt
Organism: Aspergillus ibericus CBS 121593
Lineage: Eukaryota; Fungi; Ascomycota; Eurotiomycetes; Eurotiales; Aspergillaceae
Product: protein kinase
Exons: 6
Coding region: 1-1251 (416 amino acids)
Biological process (GO): spliceosomal complex assembly; regulation of mRNA processing; protein phosphorylation
Molecular function (GO): protein kinase activity; ATP binding
Source: RefSeq, a predicted model, not a curated record
AUGUCGCUAUCCAAACUUCGGUUCCGCUUAUCAAAUAUCUUCGGGGCAUCCAGGUUGGCUCCCUUGAAGUCCGCAAAUUCACGCCAAAUCAUCGAAGAACCGAACUUCUACGAGCCCGGAGGGUUCCAUCACGUUUCCCUGGGCGACCGUCUCUCCGGUAAAUACACGGUGCUACGGAAACUGGGCUACGGACAGUAUUCCACGGUUUGGCUAGCGAAAGAUUCUCAACACCAGCGAUAUGUCGCCCUCAAAAUUCUAAGGGCCGAUUGUUAUGGUGGACCUCGUGAUAUUUUCGAAAAGGAGGUCCUGUCCAAGAUCGCUCUGGUUUCCAAGUCUAGCACCCAUGAAGGGCGUCGCCACGUAUCUCCCCUUCUCGAUCAGUUUCGGCAUACAGGACCAAAUGGCAACCAUGUAUGUUUUGUCUUUGAUGUACAGGGCCAUCACAUGGACUUUCAAGCCGCCAAAUAUGAAGAUGGGAAGCUGCCCUUGCAGUCAGUGAGAACAAUCGCCCGUCAGCUUCUGCUGGGGCUGGAUUUCCUCCACCGGGAGUGUGGGGUGAUUCACACCGACCUGAAACCAACCAAUAUACUUCUUGAAUUGGACAACGCGGAUAGUGUCAUCUCUCGGUAUCUGUCAGAAGUUCCACCGCGGAUGGACUCUGAACGCGACCCCCCGGUGCCUCUUCGAGAAGUCAUCACAACCCCUCUAUUAUCAGAAAUCAAGGAACCCCGCAUUCAGAUAAUUGACUUUGGUGUGGCAUCUUGGAGACAUCACCACUUAUCCGAGUUGAUUCAGUCACCAGCUCUGAGAGCCCCGGAAGUAACGAUUGGCGCCCCUUGGGAUACGCCGGUCGAUAUAUGGAGUCUUGGCUGCCUUAUCGUAGAGUUUGUCCAAGGGUUCGUGCUUUUCUCCGGUAAAGCGUCAAAGAAUGGGACCUGGACUGCCGAGGACGAUCGGGUAGCUAGAAUCAUGGAAAUCCUCGGCCCGUUUCCAUCGUCGUUUCUUCACCGAGGAACUCGCACAGCAGAGCUCUUUGAUGAAAAAGGAAACCUUCACCGAAUCCCAGACCUGAAACGCACGAGCCUCGAGCGACUUCUGAACGGCACCACCAAGCCUUUCCUCAAGCCAGUCGACAUGUCCGAUGCUGAAGUGCCCGUCUUUAUCGAUUUCAUUCGAGGCAUGCUUCAGAUCGACCCGCAGCUUCGGAAGUCGGCUGCAGAUCUGUUGGAACACAAAUGGUUAAAGCUGUAG